AGCACGAGUGAGCAGCGGACUGCAGCAAUCUCGGCUUGGCAGGGCUGGCACCAGCACCUGGAGGAGACGUGAGCACAGGGCAUGGAUCACUGCAGGACCCUUUUCUUCUUCCUGUGUCUCCUGGCAUCUCAGGGCACCAUAGCAGAGACACCACAGGAACUUCUGCGCUGGAUGGAGAGCAUGGAGCCCCGCCAGGGGCGCCGUGGACAGCACUUGGUGUCUCACGCUGGCCUCAGGAAAGUCCACCACUUGGAGCAGAUGCUGCUGAAUACCAGCUUCUGUGGCCACAACCUGACCUUGCAGACCAGAUCCAUCCAGUCUCUGGUCUUCAAGCUGACUUGCGAUUUCCCGGGCCUCUCCUUGAGCAGCAGCAUGCUGGAGCAUUCCCACCAGGCCAGAACCCCACAUGCCAUGCAGUUCCCUGCUGAACUAACCCAGAACGCCUGCAGGACCUCCUGGCCUGCAGAGCUUCGGCUCAUCUGCAUCUACUUCUUCAGUGCCCACUUCUUUCAGGAUGAUAGCAACUCUUCACUGCUCAAUAACUAUGUUCUGGGAGCCCAGCUGGACCAUAGACACGUGAGCAACCUCCAGGAGCCCAUCAACAUCAGCUUCUGGCACAAUAAAAGCCUGGAAGGCUACUCAUUGACCUGUGUGUUCUGGAAGGAGGGAGACAGCCAGCUGCCCCAGGGGGCCUGGAGCCCAGAGGGCUGUCGCACAGAGCAGCCCUCACCGGUCCAGGUGCUGUGCCGCUGCUACCAUCUCACCUACUUUGCGGUUCUCAUGCAGCUCUCCUCGGCCCCCAUCCCAGCCCAGCUGCAGGUGCCUCUCCAGUACAUCUCCCUCGUGGGCUGCAGCGUCUCCAUUGUGGCCUCACUGCUCACCAUACUACUGCAUGUCAGCUCCAGGAAACAGAGUGAGCCCAUCACACCGCGCAUCCACGUGAACCUGCAUGCCUCUGUACUGCUCCUGAAUGUCACUUUUCUUCUGAGCUCCACGCUGGCUGUGCCCGCCGCGCCUGGGCCACUGUGCACGGCACUGGCCGCCACCCUCCACUACGUACUGCUCAGCUGCCUCACCUGGAUGGCCAUCGAAGGGUUCAACCUCUACCUUCUCCUGGGCCGUGUCUACAACGUGUACAUCCGCCGAUACAUGCUUAAGCUCUGUGCGCUGGGCUGGGGUUUCCCUGGCUUUCUGGUGCUGCUUCUCCUCAUUGGCAAGAGCUCUGUGUAUGGACCCUAUGUGAUCCCUCUCUACAAUAGCCAGGAAAACAGCACGGGCUUCCAGAACAUGUCCAUAUGCUGGGUGUGCAGCCCCGUGGUGCACAGCGUCCUGGUCAUGGGCUACAGCGGCCUCACGUCCCUGUUCAACCUGGUGGUACUGGCCUGGGCGCUGCACAUCUUGCACAGACUGCGGGUGCGGGAGAAGGUGUUGAGCUCCUGGGCUUGCCGGGACACAGUCACUGUACUAGGCCUGACCAUGCUCCUGGGCACCACUUGGACCCUGGCCUUCUUCUCCUUUGGCAUCUUCCUGCCCACCCAGCUCUUCCUCUUCACCAUCUUCAACUCGCUGUACGGUUUUUUCCUCUUUCUGUGGUCCUGCUCCCAGAGGUGCUACUCGGCGGCAGAGAGGGAGGCGCUCAGCUCCUCCCAGGUGACGCAUUAACCCGGCUCCCGGCCUGUAGCCUCAGACUCUCGAGCUGCUGGCACUCUGAGGGCCUGGCUACCACCCAAGAAGGUAGCAUCUGAACAUCAGAGGCCCCUGAGCCCUCCAGAGAGCCUUUUCUGCCUCUGGAUCCCAGCUCCCAGAUGCAGAAGGCUGGGCAUUCCCCACCUUCCCACCUGGGGGCAGACUUGCAGGGCACUGGCCUGGGAGUCAAGUCAGGACGCCGCAUUCCAAGGCAUGGCUCUGGGUCUCAUUGUGACCCUGGGCCUGUCAUUUCUCAGAGACCCUCACUGCCACAGUGGCGAUGGGGCAAGAGACUGAUUCUGUCUCACCCAGCGGCUCUGUGAUGAGCGAAGGCCAGGGAGAAAGCAUGUCAGUCCAGCCCUGGCCUUAACCUGUGACCUCCAUUUGUCUGCUGGAGGACAGACCUCUGCCUUCCUCCAAGGGAAGACCUGAUUGCACCUGGUCUUCCAUCUAUGCCCAGUGUUUCGACAUCCACCUGGUGGCAGCCCACACCAGCCUACGCCCAAGGCCACUUUAGCCCCGUGCAGUGAUGACAACUCUAACUCUGAGCCCACCUUCCCAAAGGUCUGAAGCCCACUCCCUCCCAAGCCUUCUUGCCAGCGCUUCCAAGGCCUCUACAGGUCUUGUAGAUCAACCAGUAGCCAAGGCCACAAGGAUUUUGCUUCCUGCAGCUGAGCCAGCGGGGCCUUGGGGAUCCAGAUACUAGAUCAUGGAGUAGGAUUGAAUUUCCCAAGCAGACAUCACAGUGUGGGUUCAAAGCCACAAACUAUCUUGACCACAACUGAGAGAAUCCCCAUUGCCUUAAACCUACCUGUCAAACCAGGUGGAAAACACCCAUGAAGUCAGUGCGUUUCUCAUGAUAAACACCAGGAGGCACUGUUGGCAUGUGCGCAAAGACAUUGGCUCCAAAACUGCCCUUGGAAAAGCAGCUGUCACCUGUCUGUGAAUAUGUGGAGCAGCUGAAGAGGUUGGGACCUCCAGGACUAUGCCUGCAGGGGAGAUUGGCAUGAGGAAACGCCAGUCCUGUUCACGUAUUCAUUGUCUCUUUCUUAUGUAGCUGCCUGAGGUCACUCUUGGGAGCUUGUGUC
This is a messenger RNA of Jaculus jaculus (lesser Egyptian jerboa), 2774 nucleotides long. RefSeq names its product adhesion G protein-coupled receptor G5 (gene Adgrg5). Lineage: Eukaryota; Metazoa; Chordata; Mammalia; Rodentia; Dipodidae. The transcript is spliced from 12 exons. The record is from RefSeq and is a predicted model, not a curated record. Gene Ontology annotation, molecular function: G protein-coupled receptor activity. Gene Ontology annotation, cellular component: membrane. Gene Ontology annotation, biological process: adenylate cyclase-activating G protein-coupled receptor signaling pathway; cell surface receptor signaling pathway. The coding region runs from base 82 to 1662 and encodes 526 amino acids.